Molecule: messenger RNA, 1512 nt
Organism: Microsporum canis CBS 113480
Lineage: Eukaryota; Fungi; Ascomycota; Eurotiomycetes; Onygenales; Arthrodermataceae
Product: DUF895 domain-containing protein
Exons: 5
Coding region: 1-1512 (503 amino acids)
Biological process (GO): transmembrane transport
Molecular function (GO): transmembrane transporter activity
Source: RefSeq, a predicted model, not a curated record
AUGGCAUCUGUGGCCUCUGGUCCGGAUGCUGCCAUCCCUCCAGGCACCUACCAGCACACUGGGCCAGCAUGGAUGUACAAGUCCCCCAAAAUCGGCCACUUCCGUAUCCCCUGGUUUGCCUCUCCUACAGCCCAGCUUAUUCUGGUCUCUCUUGUCUGCUUCCUUUGCCCUGGCAUGUUCAAUGCAGUCAAUGGCCUUGGUGCUGGAGGACUUGUUGACCCGCGUGAUGUUGACAAGGCCAACGUCGCUCUCUACAGCGCUUUUGCGGCUGUUGCUUUCUUUGCUGGCUCUAUUGCCAACCGUCUUGGACUUCGUUACACCCUCUCCUUUGGUGGAUUCGGUUACUUUCUCUACGUUACCUCUAUCUUGUCCUACAACUAUAACAAAAAUGCCGGUUUCCUCAUCUUCUCUGGUGCUCUGCUUGGUGUUUGUGCUGCCUGUCUCUGGACUGCUCAGGGAGCCAUCAUGAUGAGCUACCCUGAUGAAUACUCCAAGGGACGAUUCAUCUCCUGGUUCUGGGCUAUCUUCAACUUGGGUGGAGUCAUCGGUUCUCUGCUAAAGCUAACUACUGAAAAGGUGCCCCUUGCCAACAACCUUCACAGCAAGUCAAACUCCGUCCAAGACAGCACUUACAUCCUGUUCAUAGUCCUCAUGUUUGCCGGGUUUGUUCUUAGCUUUGCUCUCGUCAACGCCAGAGACAUCAAACGUUCCGAUGGCACCCGUGUGAUCCUCAUGAAGAACCCAUCCUGGAAAUCUGAACUUCUCGGCCUUGUCACCGUCCUCAAGUACGACUGGUACAUUGUUGCCUUCUUCCCUAUGUUCUUCGCCAGCAACUGGUUCACCACCUACCAAUUCAACGAAGUCAACUUGGCCAAGUUCAACAUUCGUACCCGUGCCCUCAACAACGUCCUCUACUGGCUCUCUCAGAUGGGCGGUGCCUUUGUCUUUGGAUACUUCCUUGAUUUUUACCGUAUACGCAGAUCUAUCCGUGCUCGUUACGUCUUGGCCUGGCUCUUUGCUCUUACCAUGGCUAUCUGGGGUGGCGGAUGGGUAUUCCAGAGAUCAUACGACCGUUUUGACAUCACUGAGACUAACCGCAUGGACUGGAGAGACCGCGGCUACGUUGGCCCAAUGUUCCUUUACAUGUUCUACGGAUUUUACGAUGCUGCCUUCCAGACCUGUGCUUACUGGUUCAUGGGUGCCCUAACUAAUAACUCUCGCAAACUUGCCAACUUCGCUGGUUUCUACAAGAGCAUUCAGUCCGCUGGUGCAGCUAUCGCAUGGCGUAUUGAUGGCCAAGCUGUCUCUUACCACACUAUGUUCAUCUCUAACUGGGUUCUUCUUGCCGGUUCUUUGAUCAUUGCUGCUCCUGUUAUCUGGAUGAAGAUUAAAGACACAACUGAUAUCAUGAGAGACCUCAAAUUCUCAGAUGAGAACCUGGAAGAAGUUUCUACCGCCGCAGCCAUGGAGUUGCGCGUCCCGUUUGAUGACUUUAUCUUGUUCAGCUUUUAA